Hevea brasiliensis (rubber tree) is the source of this 1884-nucleotide messenger RNA. RefSeq lists its product as uncharacterized. Lineage: Eukaryota; Viridiplantae; Streptophyta; Magnoliopsida; Malpighiales; Euphorbiaceae. Gene Ontology annotation, cellular component: periplasmic space. Gene Ontology annotation, biological process: polyamine transport. Gene Ontology annotation, molecular function: polyamine binding. The transcript is spliced from 7 exons. The record is from RefSeq and is a predicted model, not a curated record. Bases 85 to 1692 code for a protein of 535 amino acids.
GUUAAUUUUCAUGUGCAGUUAGUCACCCGUAUGCUGAGGCGCUUCAGUUCUCUGUAAGAAUUUGCCUUAGAGGUCCUUAGCGACAUGAACCUCUCCGUUGCUUUUCUGCCCCUAUCUCUCCCGCUUCCACACAGCAAUCACACUAUCUCUCGCUUCCACGCCAAUGCCCCAAUACUUCACCCUCCAUCCAAACUCUCCGCCCGCCAUAAUCUCAUCACCACCCGUUCUUCCGCCGCCGACCACCCUCUCACCUUUCUCCGAAUUGCUGCUACUUCUGCCAUCCUAUUCUUGGGCUUAACGGUUGGUGUCUCCCAGGCAGCAGCUUCCACUCCUUUUCUCCAUCCUCUGCCCUCUAAGUCGCCGGAAAUUUCAGUCACUCAAGAUGGUGAUGAUGCUGAUGACAAUUCUAAAAAUGUGCAAAGACCUGAAGAGGAGGAAUUGAAUGCUGCAUUUGAAACUUGGAAGUCAAAAACUUAUGCCUUGUCUGUUCCUCUUACAAUUGUUGCUCUACGCGGUUCCAUCCCUCCUUCGUGGGUAAAGGAUUUCACACAAUCUCAAGGAAGGAGAUUAAGACUUCGGACAAAGUUCCUUGGAAGUCUUGACAACAUCUUUUCUGACUUAUCAAUAUCCUUUAACAAACGCAAUGUUGGUCCUGCAUCUGUUCUGGCUGCUGAUAUUGUUAGUAUUGGUGACUCCUGGCUUGGUUUUGCCAUUAGAAAAGCUAUAGUUGAGCCCAUAAGAGGGGUAGAAGACCAGGACUGGUUUAAAGCUUUGAGUGACAAAUGGAAGGUAUACCUACGCAGGAACUGUGAGGGGAUAAUUGAUCCAAAUGGUGAAAUAUGGGCUGCUCCAUAUCGAUGGGGCUGUUUGGUGAUAGCUUACAAGAAAAGUAAAUUUCAGAAGAAUAAAUUGGCUCCGAUUGAGGAUUGGGCAGAUCUGUGGCAGCCUAAGCUCACAGGGAGGAUUUCUAUGGUUGACUCUCCUAGAGAGGUGGUUGGUACUGUUUUGAAGUAUAUGGGAGCAUCAUACAACACAAAGAACAUUGAAUUGGAAGUUAAUGGCGGGAGAAAUGCAGUCCAAAAGAAUCUUGCAUUACUUGGAAAACAGGUCCGAUUAUUUGAUAGCACGCACUACCUGAAAGCAUUUGCAGUGGGAGAUGUAUGGGUUGCUGUUGGUUGGAGUAGUGAUGUUCUUCCUGUUGCCAAGCGCAUGUCUAAUGUUGCAGUUGUAGUCCCCAAGUCCGGAGCUAGCUUAUGGGCUGAUCUCUGGGCAAUCCCAGCCGCCUCAAGACUUGAAACAAACCAAAUUGGAGGGCGAGUCAGAGGACCAUCUCCAUUAAUCCAUCAAUGGAUAGAGUUCUGCUUGCAAGCUGCAAGAGCACUACCUUUCAAGCAGGAGGUAGUCGCUGGAGCAACUCCGUCUGCCCUUGAGAGUACAACAGUUGAAAUCCCUAAAGAGCUCACCAGAGGUAAGCCAAAAUUGGACACAAAUCUUAUAGCUGGAGUACCACCACCUGAAAUUUUGACUAGGUGUGAAUUCUUGGAGCCAUUGUCUGAUGCUACAUUGUCAGAGUACAAGUGGCUGCUUGCCGGUAUGGAGAAGCCUGGUCCUACUUUUAUCCAUAGAAUACAUCAUUACAUCUCAUCAACAAUUCAAUCUUUUGGGCUAAAACCGCAUUCAAAGGUAACAUAAAUCUGCAUAAAGCUCUUUACGUCGGCCAUUUAAGAUCAUGGAAGCAACUUCCAAAGUGCAAAGAUGAGGUUGUGAAGGUCUGAUUCAUAUUUGCUGGCACAUGGUGUAGAUACUGUAUUAUGCGGUCUUGUAAAAACACAAGUGAUCAAGUAUUUUUUUUUUUUUAUAAUGAAAAAUGUUAAUUUGAGAAUU